UAAUUGAUGGUUUUUGUUUUUUUCCCGAUUAUUUUCCCCCUAAAUAAAUUAGGUAGGGCUGUCAAAAUAGGAUAGGUAGGGUGACCGGAAGCAGAACUAUUUUUUUGUGUGGCCAAUAUAUCUCUUUCCUGAACAAAGUCCGGGCGACCCAGAAUGGGCUUGAGGGUGUACAGGUCAUUGUAAAUAGUGCAAUGUGCAUUGUUACAGAUUAGUUUUGCUAAAUCCAAUUGUUGCAGAGGUCGCUUUUUUAGGGCAUGGCAUCAAUUGAAACGAUGAUAACGAUAUCUCAAUGAUAAAGUUACAUGUAGGCAACAGAAACUCCUAUUUUUGCUUCAUUUGAAAGACGUACAUUCUUGAAAAAGAUGUCUGAACCUGUCCGAGUCAUCAUGUGGGGCGUUCCGCGCUCACGUUCCUCCAUCAUCGCAAAAUGCAUGGACGGCGUGCCAGACUCCAAGAUCCUUUUCCAGCUUUACUCGCCGCCUUUUCGGGCUGGUCUUGGGGAAUUUGCACCUUCGCGAAAAAAUCCUUCAUCUGGGACGCUGAAGGAUGCCCUCGAGGAACCAGAAAGCUCUGGCUUCGCCGAAGAAAACAGCACUUAUCCAUGGGUGAAAAAGCAAAUGGAAGCCAGCUAUCCAGGCAAGAGGUUCAUCUUUGCCAAGGAGUUCGCUUACACAGUUGAAGACAAGUUUGAGUACAUCCCCAAGGGCUAUCGACACAUCUUCUUGAUUCGGGAGCCAGCAAAGGUGUUUCAGUCGAUGAAGAGAGUCCUGCCAGAUAUUUCCGCCAUGAGGGGGCAGCCGAUACAGGGGACAGGAGGGGGCGAGUUUCACUUGGACAAGCAACCCGCCGUUUUUCUGGGACACAAUUGGACUUUUAAGGAGGCUGUCAUUUUGUAUGAAUACCUCCAAGAGAACAAUCUGGAGUCGGAUCCGAUCAUCGUGGAUUCUGAUGAACUUGUGAACGACCCAGCAGCAGUUCUCUCACGACUCUUUGAAAAGCUUGGAGUACCGUACCAUGAUUCCAUCUUGAAGUGGGAGAAAGGAACAGACGUCACAGAGAGAUGGGUUAUUAGUAAAGAUUUCAAGAAUAGGGUGAGCACUGGUUUAACCUAUAAGGAUUUCCGAGACAGCACCGAAUUUUUCAAACAAAAGGCUGAGGCUGGUGCUCCGCUCACUGGUGCCAGACUUCCUGAAGAUGUGCAGCGUUGUGUAGAUUUCUCCAUGCCAUACUACCUGAAGCUGUACCAGAAACGGUUGACAGUUUAAAAAACGAAACCUUGCAAAAAAUGUUGUGAUGUCAAAGCAUUA
Messenger RNA from Patiria miniata (bat star), 1307 nucleotides. RefSeq lists its product as uncharacterized. The record is from RefSeq and is a predicted model, not a curated record. NCBI's taxonomy places the organism in Eukaryota, Metazoa, Echinodermata, Asteroidea, Valvatida, Asterinidae. Bases 363 to 1265 code for a protein of 300 amino acids. The transcript has 2 exons.